UUGGCAACACUAGAGCAACCCCCGUAUGAACAGUAACAAAAAGUAUUAGAAGGUUUGUACCAAUGAGCUGUCACGUCCCGUCCCAGGUUCUUACCGAGAUCGAAUUUGGAAAUUAACUGUGUAACACUUGAAUGAAGUGUUGAAGUGUUGGCUCGGAAUUCGCCAGGUUUGGGCCAGCCAUGGAACCAAAAAGUAACCUCGAUCUGACAAACAAUCACAUGACGUGAUCCACGCCAAUAUGGUUCCGCACCGGGGUCACAAAACCCCAGCUUCGCUGCUGGUCAUGCUAUGAAAAUAAAAUGCGUCACAAUGUCCCGACCGUGCUUGAUCAGAGCACACAUUUUGAGUAUAGACACUAUAGUUUCCAUAGACUCGCGGAGACAUGGUUGAGCUAUACGAUUUUAGUGUGUUGCACGCGUGAAUUUAGAGUGUACCGAGCAAAUAUGACGUCACGUGAUGCAUUAUCGCUAUUGAAAUCGUGACGUCAUGCUCGUUUGGCUACAGUUGUCUUCGCCUCCGCGAGUCUAUGGAAUCUAUAGUGUCUAUAAUUUUUUAGCUGUUUUUGCCGUUUUUGCUCGUUUUGCAACAUGAGAUUAGAUAACGAUUUUCGAGUUCGUCCACUCCAAUUGCUCCAAUGGUAUGAAACAAAAAGAGUUAUUCAUCGGCAAUCGGUUCGGUUGGGCGGAUUGUUGCGCUGUUCAAUUAAAGUUUCAAUACCUGAAGAUAAAUCAGAGAUUUCGCAUCAUGAAAGCAGAAAAGUUCGACCCGGCAUCCACUUCGGAUUACAUCAGCGGUAAGAAUAUCGCAGAGCACGGUAACAAAUACCAACGGGAUCUGGCAUUCAUGCUCUUCGUGCGCGUCGCUUUGAAGGGGUACAAGUUUAAGCUGUUCACGGAGUUGCCGGAGGCGGGAAAGUUCGAUGACGUCGCCGUGUACGUGGAGGAUUUGAACGAAACGUGGCUUUUUCAAUCCAAACACACGGAUCCUACGAAUCCUGGUAAGAUUUUGACCAAAGCACUCGUGCCUUCAGAUGAGAGAUUGCUCGGAAAUGAUUUUGAUCUGUUUAAAUAUGCGAGGUCAUACAUUGAAGUAGCGCGUCGAAUCAAGGGCAACAAGCAAUACUUUUUAUUCACCAAUAAAAACCUGGACGAGGAAUCGAUUCGUAACAGUGAAUAUUUGGAAAUAAUUCCUGGAAAAGUUAAUGAAAUGGUAGACUUGUCCUCGCUUGGCGGUGAGUACAGAAAGUUUCGACUGAAAAUUGAUAAGAGCGAAACAAAUAACAAGCUAAUUCGUGAUGCGAACAAGAAUUUCUACAAUUUAUUGGAUGCGAUAGGGAAUCUGUUCUCCCCUAAUGCAACCGAAGGGAAUGACAAAAAUCGGAAUAAAAUUUUGUCGGAUUAUAAAACUGUCGUUCGCAAAAUUUUGGUCAGGGAUGGCAAAAAAAUGUGUUUUUCCAAAGAGUUCCUGCUAGCAAAUAGCGAAUCACCGGCCAUGAAAAGGAUGAAAGAAGAGCUUAGCUGCUUACUCGGAAAAAACCUUGAUACCUUGAAAUGUGACAAUGUAGCGGGUCUUUUGGAUGCGAAAAAUUCCAGAAAUACAGAACUUCCCGAAUUUAUUGGAGAAACGGAGUUGAAGGAUUUUUUUGACAAUUUCACCAUGUGUGUUAACCAACCCAACGUUUUAGAGAGUGCCGUUAAGAACGAGUUACGAUUGUGGCUCAGAAAAACAGUACCUCCGCACAGCUUGGGCCAAUUCACUAGCAGCCAGCUUGAUCAACCGAUGUAUAAAUUUGAUCAGACAUUUAAAAAGUGGUAUGAGCCAAAUAUGGUAAGCUCGCCAUCAAAUAUGAUGGUCUCCCUAGGCUCUGAAAAAGCGGAAGAAUGCAUAAAAGAAAUUCUCAACGAUUUCGAAUCCCACAUUUCACAACCGGGUAUUUUGAAGCAAUAUUAUGUGCCUCGAGAAAUAGACUGUGAAAACUCAGUGAGAGUAUCUGACGAAGAGUUUCCCGAAUGGCUGAUAAAGGAGUUUCACAGAAAAAACUGUUUAGUCCUCAUUGCAGGGCCCGGCAUGGGAAAGACUACGUUUAUGCAACAUGUUUCAUUCGCAAUGCAACAAGCCUACCAUUCAACUGACUUCUACAUGAUUUAUUUGAAAGAACUCAAAAAAAAACUACAGGAAAUGGCGAAUGAUCAAAUCAGUUUGGAACAAGCGCUGCAAGUCUUCAAAGGAUCGCUUUCUGAGCAAAGUUGCACCGUGAUUAGAGAACAUACGCAGAACACGAACAGUCGAAUUCUGUUUUUUCUGGACGGAUUUGAUGAAGUUCCAUCUGCCGAACACAGUAAGAUGAUUGCUGUUCUCAAGCAACUGCUAUCAAUGGAUCGUACUCAGUUGAUGAUCAGUGGACGCAAACACGUACAGCAACAGCUUAAACAGCUUUCAUCAGAAAUUCGGACUGUCAAUUUGGUCCCGUUUUCUAAUAAAGAUCAGCUGGACUUUUUGCAAAAGUUUUGGGACGUUUCGACGAAGAAUGCAACAACAAUGGCGAAGUUUCGUAAGUUUGCCAAUCAAUUGCUGAAAACAUUUCAUUUCGGCAUAAAACGUCCCCAAUAUGAUGUCACCGGGGUACCAUUGAUGGUGAGAAUGUUGGCUGAAGUUUACAUUGAAAAAGUUGAAGAAUGUCUACUAACAGAUAAUGAGACUGACGGCGAAACAUAUAUAACAACUACAGAGUUCAGUGAAGUAAAGUUGUACGAGCGAUUCGUAGAGAAAUCCUUUUGCAUGAAAUUAAGGAAGAAAUUCUAUUUGGAUGCAUACACCACAUGCAAGGAUAAAUUGGAUGGAGAAUUUAAACCAAUAUUUGAUGAAGACACACUGGAACACCAACUGGCGGCCAUAAAUGAGCUUAAUAUUAAAGAACUGGACGAUAUCGUCCGAGAGAAGCAUGGAAAUAAGUACGAAAAUUUUUUAAAACGAGUCGAAAAUGGAAAUGACAAGUCACUGCUGAUCAAUACUAGCGGAAAGACCGUGCGCUUUGUGCAUUUAUCAUUUGCGGAGUACUUCACCGCAAAGUAUUUGUGCGAUUAUAUUGAGUGCUGCAAGCCUGUUUUAUAUCACAUUCUUAGGAAACAGGUAGGUGUACGAAAGCUUUUCUUCCGGUUAAUCGAAGAAAUGUCUGAAGAAGCGCACACUAAAUGUUUGGCUGCAUUAGGUAAGAUUUGUGAGCAAACCCCGAAAAUUAUUUUUUGGGCUUGUGAGGCAGUAUGUGUCAAUGUGACGAAAAGCUUAAACUACAAUGCCUAUCAGAAUAUUCACAUUGAUGAUUAUGGUACAAUUCUUCAUCUGGCCGUUUCUGUUGAUUCUUUUGGGCUUUUGCAAUAUCUUCUCGAUGAUUGUGGUACGGAUUCCUAUAUAAUUCCUAACACUGAGAUAAACCCGAUGGCAGAUUUCGUAAGAAAUAAAGAAAAUUACAACGAUAGCCACAGGAGUGCUGAAUGGAUUGUUUACCAUAACCAUGCAAAAAUAGUAAGCCUUCUAUUGAGUCACAAUGCUGAUGUAAACGCUGAGUCCUACAGUAAGCUUACUGCACUACAUCUGGCCGCGAAUUUUGGCUUUCUAGAAAUUGCUGACAUUCUAAUACAAACCAACCAGAUUAACGGAAAUGCUCAAGAUGAGUACGGGCGAACGGCACUCCAUCUUGCGGCCUGCUUCAACUAUAUAGAAAUUGUUAGGCUCCUGAUGAACCAUGCAGCACACCUAAAACUAGACUUAAAUGCUGUGGAUAGCGAUAACAACACGGCCCUGCACUUAGCCUUGCUAGAAAAUCACACAGAGGUAGCCAAACUGCUCAUUGAAAAUCCAUCAGUCGAUAUCAAUGCAAUAACUAAGGAUCGCAUUGCUCCUCUUCAGCUGGCUGUCGCACAUGGUAAUUCGUUUAUUGUUGAACUUCUGAAGACCCGUAACGCUAGCAUCGAUGGCUUAAACUCAAUGAACUGCACACCACUCCACAUAGCUACUGAAAAAGGGGACCCGAGUAGACGAAAAUAUAGACAGCAUUAUGAAAUAUGUUAUUUUGGCGUAAUAACUAAAUAAUGGAACCAGUAUUUUUUAUGUUAUAAACAUGUCUGUCAUACGCUGCAAAACAACAAAUAUCAUAACAAAAACCCGUUUCAAUCCACCUAGUGCCUUUCUCGUCGAAUAUGUACUCAAGAUUUUCACGCCGACGUAAGCCAAAGUGUUCCCGAAUCCUGAGAAUACUAUAGAAUGAAACAUAUUUCAUUCGCUUCUUUUGUCACAGUGCUCGUUGACUCCUCAAUAGGCUCCUAAAGGCGUAUCUCAAUUUUUGCAUAAAUCGAUCAAGCAUUGUUUAAUAUGACAUAUUUACUCGUUUUUCAUGUAUUCCUAUCAGGGAAAGCCCAUAAAAUAACUUUUUGGAAAAUUUAAUAAUUUUUCAAACUCUCCUUGUUUAGCACUCAAUUUUGAAUAAAUUUUGUUUACCGUGUAUGUCAAACAGGAACAUUUGUUGUCAAAAGUGAGCCAAUGUGAUUUCUUUUGCAACCCGUCGGUCCACUUUCGUAACGUCAAGGUUGACCACGAAUGUCAAACAGAAACUGUUUACGAUUAUUUUAUUUUCGAGUUUAUUAACAAUUCUGACAUUGUUUAAGUUCGAAAAAAAGUCUAUUGAUAUCAGAAUAGCAUGCUUCUUCGUAUUAUACAACAAAAUCGGGAAAAUAUUCUUCAUUUUAGGAGCCUAUUGGAAGGUGAUAAAUAAUAAAUGUGUUUGAUAAAAAAAAUACCCAAACCAUUAAGCAAAAUCGCUGAACUAAUCGGAUUUAAAAUUUAAAAAUUUCUUGACUUAUUUAUUUGUGCCCUUCGUCAAAAUGUUUCCUAGGGGAUGAGGGGGGUUGACAUAGGAGAAAAUCGAAAUUUGUGUCAGCCUUUUUCAGCAUGUGGGAGUUCUUCCGUGAAAGCAGAGCAAAAUAAAACACGUCUUGUGAACUUUCACUUACGAACUCAUCUAUUUAUUACAUCAUCAACUUAAAAACAUUAACACAGAUAUUCGAAUACAUUCUUUCGAAAACAGAUCAUGUCAAGUAUCCGCUACUGAAAACAUCGCAACAUCACUCACACUCUAACACUCCUCCUCGAUGUUUGCAGUUCCAAACAUAUACAUCUACAGACGGUAUACUUCACUUACAACGUUUGCAAUCAAAACAAUCUUGUCCGCAUUCAGAAUGCAGCACUUUUCUGCAGUGAAUCUACUCGCGCUCCAGACUCAACAAUACGUUUCACAGAAAUCAGACUGUGCUGAAGACCCGGAACAAAAAGAACAUUUGUCAACUUCACAUCAACCACAUUCCCAUCAUUGUCAAAACCAGUGAAAUGUCCUUCUCCAACUCCGACAACAUCCAUCUCCUUUCCGUCGGCCAAGCAAAGUUUAGAGUCUUUGUAUUGGAAUCGAUCGAAAAAUGACGGAUCAGCUGUCAUAUG
This is a messenger RNA of Aedes albopictus (Asian tiger mosquito), 5487 nucleotides long. RefSeq lists its product as uncharacterized. The transcript has 2 exons. Gene Ontology annotation, molecular function: protein binding. The record is from RefSeq and is a predicted model, not a curated record. Lineage: Eukaryota; Metazoa; Arthropoda; Insecta; Diptera; Culicidae. Bases 640 to 4089 code for a protein of 1149 amino acids.